Molecule: messenger RNA, 978 nt
Organism: Ostreococcus lucimarinus CCE9901
Lineage: Eukaryota; Viridiplantae; Chlorophyta; Mamiellophyceae; Mamiellales; Bathycoccaceae
Exons: 1
Coding region: 1-978 (325 amino acids)
Molecular function (GO): chromatin binding
Source: RefSeq, a predicted model, not a curated record
AUGCGAGAGACGAUAUUUGAUUUCCCUGGGCGCGAGUACAGGCCGCCGAGGUCGUGGUUGGGGACGGGGGGGGAGGCGCGGAAGGGGAAGGAACGGCGGCGACGCGCGCCGCACGCGAGCGUGCGGGAGGUGCUGCGGAUGUGUCGGGAGACGCAGGGCGCGGACGAGGCGCCGAGGGAGAAGGUGUUCGGGGAAGCGGCGGCGUCGCCGGAAAAGCGACGGGCGCCGCGGACGGCGAAUCCGUUGGCGGAGUUGGCGGAGAAGGAGAGGGCGCGCGCGGAGGCCAAGGCGAAGUCAACCGCCGAGGGCGCGGGCGGCAAGACGGCGGCGGCGACGACGGUGGUGAAGAAGAGACGAAAGGAUUUAGCGAACGAAAAGGCUGGGAAUCACUUGGCGCUCGUGAGUUGGAUCGGCGAAGGGAAGAAGGAUGGCGUCAGGCGCGAUAGAACGUUUUACGAAGGCUUCCGUCGCGAGGGCGUCGAGUUCAGAAACGGCGACUGCGUCUACUGCCUCCCCGAGCGCACGACGGAGAACAUGUACUUGGCUCAAAUCCAGCGAUGCUUCGAGGACGACGAUAAAUCGAUGAUGAUCGAGUGCUGUUGGUUCAUGACGCAAGACGAGGUGCGCGCGUGGGGCGGCGACCUUCCGCCGUCGACCGAGCCCGAAGAAAUCUUCCUCGGCACCUCCGUGGACGUCAACCCGAUCGCCGCGCUCGAGGGUUUGGCUCCGGUUAUGACCCACGACGCUUUCACCGCGCCCGCGCCCGCGCCCGCGUCCGCGUCCGCGCGCGCGUCCUCCGACGACCUCGAGCGUCGUCUCUUCGCUCGCAAGUGUUACGUCCCCGUGCGCGGUUACGACGCCAAGAGCAAGAAUCCCGCCCAGCGCAAAUCCGGCGCGUUCCACCCGCUCGAUCACGUCCCGGGUCGCGGUUUCGUCGUUCUCUGGCCCUCUUCCAAGAAGAAGAAGCGCAAGCGUUAG